AUGCAGUGCUAUACGGAGCUGACGCCUCCUACGGCUGUCACCCACUCCAUUGUACUCCGGUUCACUUCAGCGCAAAGUCACAAUCUGGUAAUUGCCAGGGCUUCCCUUCUGCAGAUCUUCACGACAAAGUCAGUGUCGGCCGAGGUCGAUAACGCCCAAAAUGCCAGCCAGACACAGUCUUCGAAAGGAACAGAGCUUUACGACAGCCGAAUCAACGACGAUCACGGUCUCGAGACCUCCUUCCUGGGCGGAGACUCGAGGCUGCUGCGGUCCGAUAGGUCCAACUACACAAAACUAGUUCUCGUCGCAGAAUACCCUCUGUCCGGAACCGUGACUGGCCUCGCCCGUAUCAAGCGGCAAGGCUCCAAGUCUGGCGGAGAAGCUCUGCUGCUUGCGUUCCGAGAUGCGAAGCUAAGCACAGUAGAAUGGGACCCAGAGAAGAACACCAUAUAUAACACAUCAGUCCACUACUACGAGCAAGAUGAGCUGCAGAAGGUGCCGUGGGCGGCGCCACUGGGUGACUACGUCAACUACCUGGCGGCCGACCCCGGCAGCCGGUGUGCUGCACUCAAGUUCGGUGCUCGUAACUUGGCUAUCCUGCAGUUCAGCCAGGCUGAGGAAGAAGACAUAGAGAUGGAUGACUGGGAUGAAGACCUGGAUGGUCCUCGACCAGUCAAAGAGCUGGUAACCACAACUGUAAAUGGCACUAGCAGCAAUGAAGAUACACCAUAUUCGUCCUCAUUUGUACUGCGACUAUCCAAUCUAGAUCCCAGCCUGAUCCAUCCUGUGCAUCUUGCCUUUCUCCACGAGUAUAGAGAGCCCACAUUCGGCAUCCUCUCCUCGACCAUGGCCCCGUCUGCCCAACUGGGCCGUAAGGAUCAUCUCACAUAUAUGGUUUUCACUCUCGAUCUCAAGCAGAAAGCAUCCACCACUAUUCUGUCAGUCAAUGGCCUCCCACAAGAUCUAUUCCGCGUCAUAGCCUUGCCUGCACCAGUUGGAGGUGCUCUACUGGUUGGCACCAAUGAACUUAUCCAUAUCGACCAGUCGGGAAAAUCACACGGUGUUGCAGUCAACCCCUUUGCAAGACAGGCGACGUCUUUCGGACUUGUGGACCAGUCUGAGCUUGAGCUUAGACUAGAAGGCUGCGAGAUUGAGGUUCUCUCUGCCGAGAAUGGCGAACUGCUAGUUGUCCUGAACGAUGGACGACUCGCUUUGAUCUCCUUCAGGAUUGACGGGCGCACAGUAGCAGGUUUGAACGUCCGGGCAAUUUCUCCUGAAGCAGGAGGACACCUCGUAGCAGGUCCUGCAACGACUUUGACAAAGCUGACCAAGUCAAGUCUUUUCGUAGGAAGCGAAGAUGGCGACUCACUCGUUAUUGGGUGGUCACGAAAACAAGCCCAAACAUCCAGGCGAAAGAAUCGCGUGCAAGACACUUCUCUAGACUUGGAUGUUGACGAUGAGGACUUAGAGGAUAUGGACGAUGAUGACGAUCUAUACGCUGAUGAACCCGCUCCUGCUAAGCAGGCCGCAAUCAAGACUGAGGAAUCUGCUUCUAAGAGCGGAGAGCUAUUUUUCAAGAUCCAUGACAGACUAGUAAGCGUGGCGCCGAUAAGAGACAUCAGCUUAGGGCCAGGAACUGCAGCCACUGAGGAACAAGAAGACGCCAAGUCGAAGGCAGUUGCCAGCGAUCUAAGUCUUGUAUGUGCUGUUGGCAGGGGCACUACUGGCGCUCUGGCAGUCAUCAACCGUGAGAUACAACCGAACGUCAUUGGAGAGUUUGAAUUUCCAGAGGCCCGUGGCUUCUGGACAGUUGCAGCCCAGAAACCGGUACCCAAGUCGCUACAAGCUGAUAGAAGCACUGCUUCAAUGGGAGCCGAUUUUGAUGCCUCAGCACAAUAUGACAAAUUCAUGAUUGUGUCCAAGGUAGACUUGGACGGUUACGAGACCUCCGAUGUUUAUGCGUUGACAGGCGCUGGUUUUGAACACCUGGCUGGGACUGAAUUCGAACCCGCAGCCGGUUUUACCAUAGAAGCCGGUACUAUGGGGAGAAACAAGAGAAUCAUUCAAGUCCUCAAGGCAGAGGUGCGAUGCUAUGAUGGCGACUUUGGCCUAAGCCAAAUCGUGCCCAUGGUCGACGAAGAAACGGGAGCGGAGCCUAGAGUUGUCAACGCUAGCAUAGCUGAUCCCUUCCUCAUGCUUGUUAGGGAUGAUUCGAGCGUGUUUGUGGCCAAGAUGGACAAGAACCUUGAGUUGGAAGAGCUUGAGAAGGAAGACGAUUUCCUACUCUCCACCAAGUGGCUUACGGGAUGCUUGUACGAAGAUAGCACCGGCAUAUUUGCGAAGCUGCAAUCGGAUCGUGGUAUGGAACCAGGGGAGAGCAUCGUCAUGUUCCUUUUGAGUGGUAACGGUGCUCUACAUAUCUACACAUUACCCGAUCUCAGGCCGAUUUGUGUAGUGGAGGGAUUGCCAUUUGUGCCACCUGUACUCUCUGCUGGUUAUUCGGCCAGGAGAGGAAGUGCGAAGGAGACCGUCACAGAAAUCCUUGUUGCUGAUCUAGGGGACUCAACUUCAACUUCUCCCUAUUUAAUUGUACGCCACUCGAACGACGACUUGACUAUUUAUAAGCCAUUCAGAGUGGCAUCUGAAGAUUCAGCAGAGCUCGCGAAGUCUCUCCACUUUCAGAAGGUAACUAAUGACCGUCUGGCGAAAAGCUCUGCAGCUGUCGCAGAUGACGAGGCCGAACAACAGCCCAUGGCAAUGCCCUUGAGGAAAUGUGCCAACCUUGGAGGCUACCAGACAGUUUUCCUCCCUGGUGCGUCGCCUAGUUUUAUUAUCAAAUCGUCAAAGACAAUUCCCAGGGUGGUCGGCUUGCAAGGUGAUGGUAUUCGCACCUUGAGCUCUUUCCAUACCGAGGGCUGCGAACGAGGAUUUAUUUACGCAGAUUCGCAAGGCAUUGCCAGAGUCUGUCAAAUACCAGUUGGCGACACAACGUAUGCUGAGAUUGGCAUGUCUUUAAGAAAACUGCCUCUUCGUAUCGAUGCCAGCUCAGUCGCUUUCCAUCCACCAUCGACCACAUAUGUCAUCGGCUGUGACGCAAAAGAACCAUUCGAGCUCCCGAAAGAGGACGAUUAUCAUAAGGAAUGGCAAAACGAAAAGGACUUGCCUUUUAAACCGAUGGUAGAACGGGGCGUUCUACAAUUAGUGAACCCCACAAACUGGACCGUUAUCGACACUGUCGAAAUGGAACCAUGCGAAACCAUCAUGUGCGUUAAAACCUUAAAUCUGGAAGUUUCCGAAUCGACACACGAGCGCAAGCAGCUCGUGGUCGCGGGCACGGCUAUAUCUAAGGGAGAAGACUUGCCAAUCAAAGGACGGAUAAUUGUCUAUGAUGUGGUCACAGUUAUUCCAGAACCAGGACGACCGGAGACCAAUAAACGUCUCAAAGUAGUGGCCAAGGAGGAUAUUCCUCGUGGCGCCGUCACAGCUCUCUCUGAGAUUGGUACCCAAGGACUUAUGCUUGUCGCGCAGGGGCAGAAAUGCAUGGUACGUGGCCUCAAAGAGGACGGCAGUCUACUGCCGGUUGCUUUCAUGGAUAUGAGCUGCUACGUCACGGCAGUGCGUGAACUAAAGGGCACAGGCCUGUGUCUCCUGGCAGAUGCAGUGAAGGGUGUCUGGUUUACCGGUUAUACCGAAGAACCAUAUAAGAUGAUCUUGUAUGGCAAGAGCGCAACAACUCUCGAGGUACUAACUGCAGAUUUCUUGCCUGACGGGCAUGAGCUUUCCAUUGUAACAUGCGACUCUGACGGUGGCAUCCAUAUCCUGCAGUUUGAUCCUGAUCAUCCAAAAUCCCUAGGCGGCCAUCUCCUCUUACAUCGUACCAGUUUUUCAGCUGGUGCCCACAUGCCAUCUCGCAGUAUUCUACUUCCGAGGACACUCCCUCCUGGUCAUGAGUUUCUUGUUGGACUCAACGAGACUGGUGAUAGCCAGAAUGGUGCCGGCACUUAUCCUGCGCCACCCCAGACCCUUCUGCUAGCCUCACACACAGGCAUGCUCGCCACUCUCACGCCACUCACUGAGCAGGAAUACCGUCGUCUUUCUUCUCUCGCAUCUCAGCUCGUAUCGAAUCUCCCGCACUUUGGCGGUCUAAAUCCCAAGGCUUACCGCGCACCUGUUACGUCCGGUGCGAUCGGUCGGCAACCGCCGGCGGUCGAUGCUGGUGUCGGUAGGAGCAUCGUCGAUGGUGCCAUGCUGAGCAGAUGGAACGAGCUUGGCGCCGGGCGUAGGGCCGAGAUCGCAGGCCGUGUAGGGUUCGCGGGUGCGGAUGAGGUGAGAGCUACACUCGAGGGCUUAGUCGCUGGAAACGGUUUGGCAUAUCUUUAGGUUUCAGGAGCCGGAGCUCUUAAGACCAGGCAAUCCUUAUGGAUAGUCAAGACCUAAAUUAAGCACGAAGUCGCUAGAUGCCUAGGUUUUGAAAGCGUGGACAGCUGGUACUUUUUGUCGUGUAUUGUUAGUUCCUAGGAGUCGUGGCUUUUGACCAAAAGAUCUUGAUUAUUAGAGAGCAUGCGUGUGAAGAGAUCACCUACAUACGG
Molecule: messenger RNA, 4589 nt
Organism: Truncatella angustata
Lineage: Eukaryota; Fungi; Ascomycota; Sordariomycetes; Amphisphaeriales; Sporocadaceae
Product: CPSF A subunit region-domain-containing protein
Exons: 5
Coding region: 1-4380 (1459 amino acids)
Cellular component (GO): mRNA cleavage and polyadenylation specificity factor complex; nucleus
Molecular function (GO): nucleic acid binding; protein binding
Source: RefSeq, a predicted model, not a curated record